Desarmillaria tabescens is the source of this 724-nucleotide messenger RNA. RefSeq lists its product as uncharacterized. The record is from RefSeq and is a predicted model, not a curated record. The transcript has 2 exons. Lineage: Eukaryota; Fungi; Basidiomycota; Agaricomycetes; Agaricales; Physalacriaceae. The coding region runs from base 145 to 621 and encodes 158 amino acids.
UGUUUAAGUAUUAGCUAUUACAAGUUAUUGAAUGGCAUCGGCUUGUUAAGUACAUGUGCGAGUUACUUUGGAAGCUUUCCCCACCAUCGGUAAUCGAUCGGGGAGUGAAUAUUUUUUGUGCAUGACGCUUGCCUUCAAGGUUUCAUGUCAGGUCUCGAUGCUACAAAAUCUCCUGCCGAUCUCUCAAAAAAGAAGGAGUCGCUACAAAAGCUCACAGACCAAAGACGCGCUAAAGCCUGGGAGGUUCACCGAUGGCCUUUAGUAAAGAUGGUGGCAAGGAAACGGACAAGGAUCCAUUUACCUGCGUCUUACAUGGCUAAGGACGGAGAAACAACACGGAUCGUUUACCCAGGCUCGGACAUAAAUCAACUGGUGCAUAUCCAUUAUUUGAAGCAAUGGGAUGGCGGAGGGGUAGCCGCAAACUUUGUACAUGCGGACGGGAUCGAUUCUAAAAGAAACGAAUACCUAGGCCCAGAUCCACGAGUUGCUGGAUAUUGGUUUGAUGACGAUGAUGAGAUUCAUGUGAAAUGGUGGGACGGCUUUUUAAAAGAUCAAUGGAUGGAUAGCGAGAAAUGGAGCGUCGAGGUGGUUUGGGACGGUGAAAAAUGGACAGAAAAAUAAAAUAAAAGCAACUGUUAUGGCGUAUAUAAGAGGCCUUUUCUUUCCAACUCCGUCGACUAUGCUCAACUUGAAGUUCGGGGACUCCAUUAAGUAGAUGGACUGG